CGGGGCCUGGGGUUGGCAUGCACCCCAGCAGCCCGGACGGCAAGACAACGGCUACGGCGUGUGUGCGUGCUUGGAAGGGCUCCUGUGUCCAUCGACACCCCCCCCCGUUCCCCAGCAAUGGUGCAGUCCAGGCCGGCCUCUCUCUCCCGACCGGUAUAAGCGCGCCCGAGAGAAGCGGGGGGUUCGCAGGCGAGCGUCGGUUGGGCAUGGAGGACGAGGGCGUCCGCAGCAUCCACUCGCACGGCAUCCCCGCCACCCACCGGGUGCCCAUGCGGGUCAUCAUCCGGCCCAUCCCGCCCGUGCUGGACGAGCGCAAGGUGCAGAGCCUCAUGCGGACCAUCCAGGAGGAAGCUGACCGAGUGCCCCCGAUAGACGUCCUCUGGAUCAAAGGCAGCCAGGGGGGCGACUAUUUCUACUCCUUCGGAGGCUGCCACCGAUACGAGGCCUACAAGCGCCUGAACAAGGAAACCAUCCCGGCCAAAAUCAUCCGCUCAACCGUCGGUGACUUGCGCACCUAUCUGGGCUCCUCCCUACCCGAUCUGAAAUAGUGGAGGCAACUGUGACACACACACCCUCCCCCCCGCACACCUACUCACCAUGGCAACUUUGGGCCAGCGAGAAACCUUGAACCCAGGGCCUCCAGACAGGUCUCUUUUACUUCCCGUGAUGAGGCAUUCGUGUCCUUCCCUUCCGUACGUCCGGGGGGGCGGUCGUCUUCAUAACCUCCGGCCUGCCUUGUGUAAGAAAGUGACGGGCACUUGUCCUGGGCAGAGGGAGAACCGGGCAUCGAUCGGUUCUGCGGCAAGGUGGGCCUAUUGAUUCGCUGCCAACUCGACACCCAGCAGUGGACAAAAGAGCUAACUGGUGUGGAAACGCCUUGAUAUUUGCAAACGGGCAUCACUCUUAGCCUCUGGGUGUGAAAUGGUAUUUGUAGAACAGGGUCUUUAUGCGAAUGUGUUAGUUUCCCCCACAGUUAUGAGACUGGUGACGAUUGCAGGGGCUGAGCCUGCCCGGACUAUAAACCAUCUAUCAGAGGCUCUUCCAUGAGGAUAUCACUGAGUCCCCCAAAUUUUCCACCGACUAGCUUCUCCCCUUGGUUUGGAGAGGCCGGGGGGUGUCUUCUUAUUACCCCUGUCUAUCUUCACACCACAGGUCCGAUUGAGGUGGGCAUGUUUGUCUUCCACAUGGGCCCGAAGUACCAUGAACGCCCCCAGUUCUGUGGGCUCCUUGAUGACGCUCUGGUUAAGUGGCAGAAGGCGAGAUUGGCGACCAAGAUCAGCGGGACCUCUUCAGUGGUGGCCCCAGCACUCACACACAUACCCCUAAAGACUGAGAUUUUCUCUCAUGACUGAGCUGUGGGUCAUCUUUCAUCCUUUGUUGUGGCUUCUGUAAUCUGAAUUGUACAUACUUCCUCCCCCAAAAAAGUUUUGUAUAUAUUUUUGCUGCAUUUCUAUGUUUUUACAAGAUGUUUUGGAGAACAGUCUUGGCAAAAGACGUUUAUAAAUUAAAAUAAUGUUUCG
Gekko japonicus is the source of this 1520-nucleotide messenger RNA. RefSeq names its product sulfiredoxin 1 (gene SRXN1). Gene Ontology annotation, molecular function: sulfiredoxin activity. Gene Ontology annotation, biological process: cellular response to oxidative stress. Lineage: Eukaryota; Metazoa; Chordata; Lepidosauria; Squamata; Gekkonidae. The record is from RefSeq and is a predicted model, not a curated record. Bases 18 to 548 code for a protein of 176 amino acids. The transcript is spliced from 2 exons. Gene Ontology annotation, cellular component: cytoplasm.